AUGGCGAAAAAUGGUCUUAUUAUUAGGCCAUUUCGGGGUUCCCGGGCGGCAGCUGCCGCCCCAGGGGCUGGGCGGCAGGUGCCGCCUGGCUCGCGGCAGGGCCGCCCUGUCGCGUGGGCAGGGGGUGCCCCUGGAGAGCGCGCAGCUGCCGCCCAGUCGGUGGGGCGGCAGGCCCCGCUCUGGUCUUGCGGGCAGGAUGUCGCCCAAAGCGGGCGCGCAGUUGGCCGCCCAGGGCGUGGGAGGGGCUUAGCCCCGCCUGCGCGGGCGACAGGCCCCGCGCGCGCUGGGCGGAUUGCCUCGCCCGCGCGGGCGCGACAGGCCCCGCGCGCGCUAGGCGGCUGGCCCCGCCCGCGGCGCGCAGCCCCGCCAGCGCGGGGGGCGGACAAAAGGGGCCCUUCCCCCGGCCCGCGCGCGCUGGGCGGUAGGCCUCGCCCCGCUGCGGCGGUAGCCUCGCCCGCAGCGCGGCAGCCUCGCCCCGCUGGGCGGCAGGCCUGGCCAGGGAAUGGGCGGCAGGUGCCGCCCAGGCGUGGGCGCUGCUGCCCCGUGCCCGUGGCCGCUCCGCCGUGGCCGGGUGUGGACGCUGUUGCCUCGCCUCCGAGGGCCUUUUUGGAGUUUCGAACCUCCGAAAAAAGUAUUCCGGGACCCUGUUCCGCGAUCUCGCGAUGA
Molecule: messenger RNA, 666 nt
Organism: Jatropha curcas
Lineage: Eukaryota; Viridiplantae; Streptophyta; Magnoliopsida; Malpighiales; Euphorbiaceae
Source: RefSeq, a predicted model, not a curated record